AUGAAUAAUAAUGAUGGUAGAAUAGAUAAAAAUGGAAAUUAUAAUCACACACAUAAUUUAGAAUCAAUUACAAAAACAGAUAAAGAUAAUAAUAAUAAAAAUGAAAAAUUAUUUUUUUCAGUGUGGAGAAACAAGUAUCUUCAAAACGAAAUACAAAGACACCACAGGUUAUAUAGAAAAAAUAAACAAUUAACAAUUGACAAAUCAAUGGAUCAACUUAGAUAUCACCCACAUAGAAGAUAUACAACUUCAUUAAAUAUUGCUGUUAAUGAACCAUUAGAACCACAAAUAAUACCUUAUGGAGCAAAAAAAAUUCAUUUUACUGGAAAUUUUAAUAAACCAAUCAAAGCAGGCGAUAUUCCAAAUACAGUAAAUAACUUAUAUUUUUGUAAUAAUUUCACCCAGCCAAUAGAUAUUAAAUCGACCAUACCAUCAAGUGUAACAAAAUUAGAAAUAACUACAUAUGAUUCAAUAGUCACCCCAAAUAUGUUUCCAUCUUCUCUCACCAGUUUAAAAAUUCGAUCAUAUCAAGGUUCGGGUAUCGACAUUUUUCCAAAAUCUUUAAAUAGUUUAGGUAUAUAUGACUUUAACAGUGAAAUAGUACCAGGUUUGUUUGGUUCUGUAGAAGAAUUGUUUUUAAAUUCCUUUAAUCAACCUUUAGAACCAAAAAAUUUACCAAAAACAUGCCAAAAACUCUCACUAUGUAAAUAUAUUCAUCCAUUAAAACCAAAAACUCUUCCACCCAAUUUAAAAAGAUUGAAUCUAAGCUGUUUUAAUCAUCCAAUAUCACAUGGUGUACUUCCAGAAACAAUCACUGAAUUGUUACUUGGUGAUUUUAAUCAACCAUUAUCAAAUUCUCUUUCAUCAUUAAAAUCAUUAAAAAGACUAUCUUUAUUUUCUUUCAAUCAAGACUUAAAAAAUGGAGAGUUACCAAACUCUAUUGAAUUUUUAUUUUUAUGUUCAUAUAAUAAAACUUUAAAACCAAAUGUACUUCCAUCUUCAAUUACGGAUCUAAAGUUUAUGCAUUUUAACUGUCAAUUUGAACCACAAGCAAUUCCUCCCAACGUAAAAAUAUUAUGGCUAAAUUCAUAUAAACUCACCCUUGGUAAACAUUUAUUACCAAAUAAUUUAGAAACUUUAACAUUAAAUAGUAAAAAAACUUUAUUAGAAAAUGAUUUACCAUCAUCGAUUACACACCUUAAUUGUAAUUUCAAAGGUCCAAAUUCUUUCGAAAUCAAUUCUAUUCCACCAUCAGUUAAAACACUACGACUUACAACAGAAAAUUUACAACCUCUUCCAAUCGGCUUAAUUCCCAAUUCAGUUGUUAAAUUAACUCUUAAUGAUUAUAAUCAUCCUCUUCCUGUAGGUGUAUUACCAGAAUCCCUCACUAAAUUAACCUUUGGUGAUGAAUUUGAUCAACCUCUAGAUUCAAAUGCUAUUCCCCAAUCGGUUACUAAAAUUUCUUUAUAUAAUAAAUCCUAUCAACAUUCAAUACCAGAGUCUUUAUCUAAAAAGUUAAAAAUUAAAAAAAAAACCUUUUUUUAA
Molecule: messenger RNA, 1545 nt
Organism: Dictyostelium purpureum
Lineage: Eukaryota; Evosea; Eumycetozoa; Dictyosteliales; Dictyosteliaceae
Exons: 1
Coding region: 1-1545 (514 amino acids)
Source: RefSeq, a predicted model, not a curated record